UCAUGUUGGUCUUUAAUUAGUAUAAGUUACGUACAAUAUCAAAUCCUAUGAAUCCGAAACAAUAAAACUCAAAAUAUGAUGAUGGUUUCUAGCAAAACAUUCUCUUCGCUUCAGUUUUUCACUCUUUUGUACCUCUUUACAGUUACUUUUGCUUCCACUGAUGAAGCAACUGCCCUCUUGAAAUGGAAAGCAACUUUCAAGAACCAGAAUAAUUCCUUAUUUGCUUCAUGGACGCCAAGUUUUAAUGCAUGCACGGACUGGUAUGGAGUUAUAUGCUUUAAUGGGAGGGUAAACACGUUGAAUAUUACAAAUUCUAGUGUCAUUGGUACACUCUAUGCUUUUCCGUUUUCAUCCCUCCCUUUUCUUGAAAAUCUUGAUCUUAGCAAGAACAAUUUCUCUGGCACCAUUCCACUUGAGAUUGGUAAUCUCACUAAUCUCGUCUUUCUUAACUUGAACAUCAAUCAGUUUUCAGGAACAAUCCCAGAACAAAUCGGUUCACUAGCCAAGCUUCAGAUCCUCCGUAUAUCUAAAAACCAUUUAAAUGGUUCUAUUCCUGAAGAAAUAGGUUACCUAAGGUCUCUUACUAAGCUGUCUUUGGGUAGGAACUUUCUUACUGGUUCCAUUCCUGCUUCAUCUGGGAAUUUGAACAACUUGUCUUUUUUGCUUCUUCAUAAUAAUCAGCUUUCUGGCUCUAUUCCUGAAGAAAUAGGUUACUUGAGUUCUCUUACUGAGCUAGAAUUGAGUAGUAACUCGCUUAAUGGCUCUAUUCCUGCAUCAUUGGGGAAUUUGAGCAACUUGUCUGUUUUGUAUCUUUAUGAUAAUCACUUUUCUGGCUCUAUUCCUCUAGAGAUAAGUUACCUAAGGUCUCUUACUGAGCUAUCUUUGGCUAUGAACUCUCUUAAUGGCUCUAUUCCUGCUUCAUUGGGGAAUUUGAGCAACUUGUCUGUUUUGUAUCUUUAUGAUAAUCACUUUUCUGGCUCUAUUCCUCUAGAGAUAGGUUACCUAAGGUCUCUUACUGACUUACAAUUGAGUAAUAACUCUCUUAAUGGCUCUAUUCCUGCUUCAUUGGGGAAUUUGAGCAACUUGUCUGUUUUGUAUCUUUAUGAUAAUCACUUUUCUGGCUCUAUUCCUCUAGAGAUAGGUUACCUAAGGUCUCUUACUGACCUAGAAUUGAGUAAUAACUCUCUUAAUGGCUCUAUUCCUGCUUCAUUGGGGAAAUUGAGCAACUUGUCUUUUUUGUAUCUUUCUGCUAAUCACUUUUCUGGCUCUAUUCCUCUAGAGAUAGGUUACCUAAGGUCUCUUACUGAGCUAUCUUUGGGUAUGAACUCUCUUAAUGGCUCUAUUCCUGCUUCAUUGGGGAAUUUGAGCAACUUGUCUGUUUUGUAUCUUUCUGCUAAUCACUUUUCUGGCUCUAUUCCUCUAGAGAUAGGUUACCUAAGGUCUCUUACUGAGCUAUAUUUGGCUAUGAACUCUCUUAAUGGCUCUAUUCCUGCUUCAUUGGGGAAUUUGAGCAACUUGUCUGUUUUGUAUCUUUCUGCUAAUCACUUUUCUGGCUCUAUUCCUCUAGAGAUAGGUUACCUAAGGUCUCUUACUGAGCUAUCUUUGGCUAUGAACUCUCUUAAUGGCUCUAUUCCUGCUUCAUUGGGGAAUUUGAGCAACUUGUCUGUUUUGUAUCUUUAUGAUAAUCACUUUUCUGGCUCUAUUCCUCUAGAGAUAGGUUACCUAAGUUCUCUUACUUAUCUAUAUUUGGGUAAUAACUCUCUUAAUGGAUCUAUUCCUGCUUCAUUUGGCAAUUUGAGAAAUUUGGAAUAUAUGUAUCUCAAUGAUAACAAUCUCAUUGGGGAAAUUCCUUCAUUUGUGUGCAAUUUGACAUCACUGGAAGUGUUGUAUAUGUCGAGAAACAAUUUGAAGGGAAAAGUUCCACAAUGUUUGGGUAAUAUCAGCAGCCUCCAGGUUUUGAUGAUGUCACAUAAUAAUCUCAGCGGAGAGAUCCCUUCAUCUAUUUCCAAUUUAACAUCACUACAAAUUCUAGAUUUGGGCAGAAACAAUCUGGAGGGAGCAAUUCCACAAUGUUUUGGCAAUAUUAGUAGCCUCCAGGCUUUUGAUAUGCAGAAUAACAAACUUACAGGGACUCUUCCAACAAAUUUUAGCAUUGGAAGUUCACUUAUAAGUCUCAACUUGCAUGGCAAUGAACUAGAGGGUGAAAUCCCUCGAUCUUUGGCCAAUUGCAAAAAGCUGCAAGUUCUUGACCUAGGAGAUAAUCAUCUCAAUGACACAUUCCCCAUGUGGUUGGGAACUUUGCCAGAGCUGAGAGUUUUAAGAUUGACAUCGAAUAAAUUGCAUGGACCCAUAAGAUCUUCAGGUGCUGAAAUCAUGUUUCCUGAUCUUCGAAUCAUAGAUCUCUCUAACAAUGCCUUCUCGAAAGACUUACCAACGAGUCUGUUUCAACAUUUGAAAGGCAUGACGACUAUUGAUCAAACAAUAAAGGUACCAAAUUAUAAAGGAGGUGGAUUCUUCUACCAAGACUCGGUGGUUGUUGUAACAAAGGGAUUGAAGCUUGAAGUUGUGAAAAUUUUGCCUUUGUACACAGUUAUUGAUCUUUCAAACAAUAAAUUUGAAGGACGUAUUCCUAGUGUUCUAGGAGAUCUCAUAGCUCUUCGGGUAUUGAAUAUGUCUCAUAAUGGAUUGAAAGGUCAUAUACCACUAUCACUUGGAAAUUUAUCUGUAGUGGAAUCCUUAGACCUUUCGUUUAACCAGCUUUCGGGAGAGAUACCACAACAACUUGCUUCUCUUAUGUCUCUUGAAUUCUUAAAUCUCUCCCACAAUUAUCUCCAAGGAUGCAUCCCUCAAGGACCCCAAUUUCAUACCUUUGAGAACAGUUCAUUUGAUGGUAAUGAUGGAUUACGUGGAUUCCCCGUUUCAAAAGGUUGUGGCAAUGAUCCUGUGUCAGAGACAAACUAUACAGUGUCUGCGCUAGAAGAUCAAGAAAGAAAUUCUGAAUUUUUCAAUGAUUUUUGGAAAGCAGCUCUGAUGGGCUAUGGCAGUGGACUAUGCAUUGGCUUAUCCAUAAUAUAUUUCUUGAUCUCAACUGGAAAUCUAAGAUUGCUUGCAAGAAUCAUUGAAGAACUGGAACACAAAAUUAUCAUACGAAGGAGAAAGAAGCAGCGAGGUCAAGGGAAUUACAGAGGAAGAAAUAAUCGCUUCUAG
Messenger RNA from Solanum verrucosum, 3207 nucleotides. RefSeq names its product receptor-like protein Cf-9 homolog. The coding region runs from base 76 to 3207 and encodes 1043 amino acids. The record is from RefSeq and is a predicted model, not a curated record. The transcript has a single exon. NCBI's taxonomy places the organism in Eukaryota, Viridiplantae, Streptophyta, Magnoliopsida, Solanales, Solanaceae. Gene Ontology annotation, molecular function: protein binding.